GUUGAUCGCUCGCCUUUUUUUUUUGCCUUGUUAGUUGGCCACAUGAUAUGAGGAUAUGAUCCGGCGGCUUCUCCUCGUCUUAUCCAUCCCCCCCAUCGCCUUCUUUCUCGAGCGGAUCUUCUCGCUCACUCACAUCUGGUCCGUCAGACUGGUGCCAAGAACCGCGUCUCUGAGAGCCAGGGUUAAUAUUCGUACUAGUUUUUGUUCUUCGCUUAUCUUCUGCUGGGAAAUAGUAUUUGGGAGAACUUUGCCUCGGUUCGAUUACAAGCCAGUCUACAACUCUGGUUACAGCUGCCAGGAUCACCACCACCAACUUGCCUCGGAUGAUUCGUAUUUGUAUGUACUAUCCAUAGUGACCGAUUUUCUUUGGAAACAGUAGAAGCUUUUACACAACUCUCUGGUGGCUGAUACAGAGCUAUUUCACUGCAAUUAUGGGAGUGUUAAUGCCUUCUCAGAAAAGGCUCAUCACCGGAACAGGACUUUAAAUAUAUGGCCUUUAAGACUCUGCAAGUUCCAUCCAGUUUAGCAAGGCCAGACAGCUGCAGUUUCACUCCCUCCAACCCCAAGUCUUAUUGCUAUCACCCAAAACCUCACUCAAGACCGCAAGCAAGAAUCGCCACGAAGAAUCGCCUCCACAGUUCACCAGUACUGAAAUGCAGAGCCAAUCCGCACGGCUGCGUCGACGAUGUUGUCCAGUCCCGUCAGGAUCAUCAGACUACUGAGAUCCCCAUAGUCCUCCACCAGUCGGUCGUUUUCCCUGGCCAGACGCUGCAGCUGCAGACGGUUGAGUUCAGAUACCGCAUCAUGAUGCACACACUACUGCUCCAGGAACGCCUCAGCUUUGGUAUCAUCUACUCCGGCAGGGAAGAUGAUAGUAGUAGGAUGGCCGAUGUUGGAUGCAUGGUCCAUGUCGUCGAGUGCGACAAGCUCGUCGAUGACCGCUUCUUCCUGACCUGCGUCGGCGGAGACCGGUUCCGUGUCCUGGAGGUCGUCAGAACAAAGCCCUAUGUCAUCGCAAGAAUUCAGGUACUGACUGACAGAGACUCGCCCGAUUCAAGUAACCUGGGGUGCCUGAUGCAGCAGGUGGAAGGGCACCUGAAGAACGUGACAAUGCUUUCAGACAAGCUCAACUGGAAACUAGUGGUAGACCAUCAGGCUAGGCAGCUCAGCAGGAUGCAUUCCCCGGAGUCUUUCUCCUUAGUCGUGGCUCGGUUGUUUGUCGAAGACCGUUCAGAACAGCAGUGGUUGCUCGGGUUAGACGACACAGCGCAGCGAUUGGUGAGAGAAGGGCGGUACCUUGAACAGAGGAGCAAGUACCUGGCGGCCAUAGCGGCGAUCAGGGACGCCUUUGGGCAACUGUCCUGCAAUGAGAAGCAGUAGCAGGCCUGAUGCAUUGGAGCUGCCAUUCUGGUAAUAGAUAUGUACUACUUGGCUACAUUGUAGUUUAAUAUUUUGCUUCUUUCUAAUGUGUAUAUAUUGUAUAUCCUUGAAUGUUUGUUUUGUGGUGAAACUUCACAAACUUCUGGAUGUACUUUGUUACUCAGUCAUGUAUAAACACACCAUCUUCAAGGUUUCUAGAAAUUAUGAAGAGUAUACAACUA
This is a messenger RNA of Hordeum vulgare subsp. vulgare (domesticated barley), 1601 nucleotides long. Its product is annotated as LON peptidase N-terminal domain and RING finger protein 2-like. Bases 490 to 1380 code for a protein of 296 amino acids. The transcript has 2 exons. NCBI's taxonomy places the organism in Eukaryota, Viridiplantae, Streptophyta, Magnoliopsida, Poales, Poaceae. The record is from RefSeq and is a predicted model, not a curated record.